GAGUGCGCGCGCUGCCUGAUCUGCUCCCAUUCUUCAUUUCCUCACUAGAUGGUGUGAGAGCCGCUGGAGAGCAGAGCCCCAGCCUUCCCCGCGCUCACACUCUCUCAGACCAAAACAAACCUGGGAAAGUACGCGGAGCGCCGCCGUUCAGACGGGUUUAUACGAAGGGAAGAGCGGAGUUCACCUAUUUCUUAUUAAACUCACGCUUCUUUUUUCCGUUUGUUUAUUUUUUAUUUUGCUUUUUAAAUAACGGCGCGAAUAAGCCUCGAGCCGGCGGUGAUGGACAUUAUGAGUGCGGUGCAGGAUGCGUGUGUCUCCGGUCAGUGGCUCACAGCGAUCAUUCUCAGUCUCUGCUGCUUUUUGCCUUCGUGCUUGCCCGCUGGCCAAACUGUGGACUAUGCUUCGACUGAGAACGUGGUCAGCAGACAAGGGGACACGGCACUUUUGAGAUGCUACUUGUUGGAUGGGAUCUCAAAAGGAGCAUGGUUGAACCGUUCCAGUAUAAUAUUCGCAGGGAAUGACAAAUGGUCAGUGGAUCCUCGUGUAUCCAUCGUUUCAAAUCUGGGGGAUAAACAUGAAUACAGUCUACAAAUACAGAAAGUGGAUGUAACGGACGAAGGCUUGUAUACCUGCUCGAUACAAAGUGAACGCAAUCCACGGCCAAAGCUCAUUCAGUUAAUUGUAAAAGUUCCUCCCAAAAUAUAUGACAUUUCAUCGGACGUCACGGUAAACGAAGGCGGCAAUAUUUCACUCUUCUGUUUAGCCAGUGGCAAACCGGAGCCUACGAUCACCUGGAAACACAUCUCUCCAUCAUCCAAGCAUACCUGGACUGGAGAGAACAUGAACAUAACGGCUAUAACUCGAGAUGCAGCGGGGGAGUACGAAUGCGGCGCCGGGAACGACAUUGCCUCUCCUGACACCAGGACUGUGAAAGUCGUAGUCAAUUAUCCUCCACACAUUCAGGAGAUGAAGAGUCAUGGGGUCCGGCCUGGUUUACCAGCACUGCUGAGGUGCGAGGCGUCUGCUAUCCCCUAUCCAAGCUUUGAGUGGUACAAGGGAGAGAAGAGGCUUAGCAGGAAACCUGGCAUCGAAAUCAAGAACCUCAGCUCCAGAUCAGUCCUCACAGUCUCCAACAUUACGGAGGAUCAUUACGGCAACUACACCUGUGUGGCCACCAACAGGUUGGGAACAGCCAAUGCCAGCGUGUCUCUGACUCUGAUUAUUGAACCCACCACAACUAGCUCGACUGUCUCAAGUCCAGCCCCCAACACGGCUCCGUAUGGAAGUACAGGAGGAGCCGAGGUCCUGCUGGCCUGCCCGUUCCUGCUGCUGGCGCUCUCCUCCCUACUCUACAUUUACUAGCCCUGCGGACAGCCAUACACAAUGACUGUAAAGAACCCUUUCGAGCAUUUGCAAAUCCUUUGACAUCGCUGAUGACUGGAUCCAAUCUGGUACUGUUUGUUUGGGAAGCAGCGAGGGAUUUUAAUCAGCAGUACUUAUGUUUGGGAUGGUGUUUUUAUUUUUUUUUUCCUUUUUUUAUUUUAUUUUUUUCUCUUUUUUUGUCCUGUGAAAUUUCUCAUCAUGUAAAUACAUACAAUUUAGGCUUUUUUUUUUUUUUCCUCUCUCUUAUUUUAUUUUCUUGAUUGCCCACUCUGUGAAUCAGCUCACAUUGUCCUCUUUCGGAAAGCUUCAAAAUUAGCCGUAUUUAGAGGGAGGGAGGGGUGGGAAAGGGGCGACAUUAGAGGCUUUGUUGUUGGAAGCGGCUCAGAGGGUGCCCUAGCGUGCCGCCUCUGUCAGAGUGCCGCUGCGCCGCGCUUCCAUAUAGUCAGGCAUGGAAACGCAGCGUUUUAGGUCUCGGGGGUUCGACUAGCGGAUUUCAAUCCAGUUAUGUUACGGAAACAAUCCAAACAAAGCUUUGAAAAAGGAACAUUCUGAGAUGCUGAAACGAUGAUAAUUGUACGGCGGAUGACGAGCCGAAUGUGCUGACACAGAUUCGCGGGGUAGAGCGUUUCAUCACUGAGUAAGAAUUGCAACGUGUUGUGGACCAAAAUUACAGCCAUAAUUCAAUGAUUUAGCGCAUUAUGCUACGGAGGCUCAUUCGCUCUACACAAUAAGAGAGAAGACCGCACUGAAGGAAGUAGCACAGUCUCGUCGCUUAUUCACUAUAAUCAGCAUGCCUUGUCUGCCAUAACAAUAUCAACAAUAUCUUGACAGCAGAGAUUUCAAGAGAGAAGUAUUGAGAGUAUUUCCCAAAUACAUAACAAUAUUUGAUAUUUUGUAGACUUCUCGAUAUAUAUAUACUAGACCACAUAGUAUAUGAUUAGGAGAUGAACCCGAACCAGUUCCAAGCACUGAAUAUAUGCCAUACGCCAGAUUUGGCCGUAAAACAGCCGUGUUUUUGCAUCUGUGCGGGAAAAAAAAGAGCCACAAACCACGGAUGCUACAGUGUGUGCUGUGAACGAAACUACUCAAUAUAAGAUGUAUUUAAUUAAUGUGAAUAUGAUGUAUGUAUAAAGAUAUUACAGAGAAUCUGAUGAGUUUUUAUGCACUGUGUUCAAUUUUCCUGAUGUUUACAAAUUGACAGUAUGCAAAAAUGACCGCCAGUUGAUUACUAAUCCUAAUUACGAUGAUGGAUUUUAAACCUUCUCUUACAUUUAUUGAAAUUAUGGGUUUAAUUUUUAACGUCCACAUUAGUAAAAAUAAAGCAAGUUCACACCGUGUCCUACGCAGCUUAGCCUGUGCCUGUGGGCAGUGGAUGAACUAAACUACUUACUGUAUUUCCAACAGAACUUUUGUCUGAUCGCCUAAUUUUGUGUUUCACUAUAGCUACCACUUAUUAUUUUAUUUUUUUUUGAUUUGUUUAAUUGGUUUCAUGUGUUUGGUCUAACAUUUCUUUUUUUUUUUCCUUUUUUUUUCUUGAUAUUAAGUUCUGUUUUAUUAUGGCUAUAAUUUGUACAGGAUUUUUUGUAUUAAUGUAUUAAUGCAUCACAUGUACCCCCUGCUUUGCUUUAGUCCGUGUGAAACUUGUUCGAAUAGGGAAGCAGAAAAAAGCUUAUGUUCGCUUCCCUCGUGAGGACAGUAUGAAGUGUGGGUUUCAAUAUGUCAAUGAAUAUGAUCUGAAAGAAGUAUGCAGUAUGGCAUAGUUUACAAUGUUGUCUUUGAGUUUAGAUGCCAUAUCUGUCGUUGGUUCUUGUCAAAAACAAAUAGAUUCAAUUUAAGAAAAAAAAAAAAGAAAGAAAGAAAAAAAGUACACGUUUAUAAUCAAAUAAUCUACUUUUUAACUCAGAGGGUGUGAAGCAGUUAUACGAUAUAGAAGAUAAGUCGUGUGUGUAUUUGGAGAAAGUAGAAUUAAUUUUUUAUAUUAUUGGUAGAGCCUGUGUCUAGGUUUAGUUUAACCUCUACCCUAGUUCUCACACACGUUGUGUAUUAUGAUGUGCAGAAAUUAUGAUUGUGCUGCAUGUCAAAUGAAUAUGUACGUUUAAAGGUGGCCAAUGACCAUAAAUCAGUACUGUUUGAGUACAAAACCAGU
Astyanax mexicanus (Mexican tetra) is the source of this 3529-nucleotide messenger RNA. RefSeq names its product neuronal growth regulator 1 (gene negr1). Gene Ontology annotation, biological process: cell adhesion. The transcript has 8 exons. Gene Ontology annotation, cellular component: neuron projection; membrane. Bases 280 to 1362 code for a protein of 360 amino acids. NCBI's taxonomy places the organism in Eukaryota, Metazoa, Chordata, Actinopteri, Characiformes, Acestrorhamphidae. The record is from RefSeq and is a predicted model, not a curated record.